AUGCAACCGGAAGACAAUAAGGUUCCGUUACUAUCCGAUCAAGACUCGGACGAGGAUGUUGCCUACGACUCCAGUGAAAAGGUCCACAUCGUUGGAAUCAACGAACCAGACGAUGAAGCUUCACUGGGUGUCGUCCAACCUUUUUCCUGGAAAAAGCUUUGGCUUUUCACCGGACCCGAUUUUUUAAUGUCAAUAGCGUUUUUGGACCCUGGGAAUUUAGAAGGCGAUCUCCAAGCCGGAGCUAUAGCCGGUUACUCUUUACUGUGGCUGUUGAUGUGGGCUACGGCUAUGGGGUUGUUGGUUCAGUUGUUGGCUGCAAGGCUUGGUGUGGCGACAGGGAAACACUUGGCUGAGCUUUGUAGCGAAGAGUACCCGACUUGGGAUAGGAUGGUUUUGUGGGUGAUGGCAGAGCUGGCUUUGAUUGGAGCUGAUAUACAGGAAGUCAUUGGAAGUGCCACGGCUUCAACAGCUAUUAAGAUUUUGAGUAAUGGUGCUUUGCCUUUGUGGGCUGGAGUUCUUAUUACGGCUAGUGAUUGUUUUAUCUUCUUGUUUCUUGAAAACUAUGGAGUGAGGAAGCUGGAAGCAUUUUUUGCUGUCCUUAUUGCAACAAUGGCCGUCUCAUUUGCUUGGAUGUUCGGUGAAACAAAACCAAGUGGCACCGAGCUUCUCACUGGUGUUUUGGUUCCAAAACUGAGCUCCAAAACCAUCAAGCAGGCUGUAGGAGUUGUGGGCUGCAUUAUUAUGCCUCACAAUGUAUUCUUGCAUUCGGCUCUAGUGCAAUCACGCGAAAUCGACCGUAACAAGAAAGGCCAGGUGCAAGAAGCUCUCAAUUAUUACUCGAUCGAGUCGACUGCUGCACUUAUAAUUUCAUUUAUAAUCAACCUGUUUGUUACCACUGUCUUUGCUAAAGCAUUUUAUGACACAGAAGUAGCCACUGGUGUUGGUCUUGGGAAUGCAGGCCAGUAUCUUGAAGAAAAAUAUGGAGGCGGGAUACUCCCCAUUUUGUAUAUUUGGGCUAUUGGGUUGUUAGCAGCUGGACAAAGUAGCACUAUUACAGGCACUUAUGCAGGGCAGUUCAUCAUGGGAGGCUUCUUGAAGCUGAAGUUGAAAAAAUGGGUAAGAGCUUUGAUCACAAGGAGUUGUGCAAUUAUUCCUACUAUUAUAGUUGCUCGUUUCGAUUCGUCUGAAGCAGCCCUUGAUACAUUGAACGAAUGGCUUAAUGUGCUUCAGUCAUUUCAGAUCCCUUUUGCUCUUAUCCCACUUCUUUGUCUGGUAUCCAAAGAACAAAUCAUGGGUGCCUUCAGAAUUGGCCAUGUACUCAAGACAGUGGCAUGGAUUGUGGCAGCGCUGGUGAUCGUGAUCAACGGGUAUCUUUUACUCAAUUUCUUCUCUUCCGAAGUGAGUGGCCAAAUGUUCACAAGCAUAGUGUCUGCCUUUAGCGCAUAUCUUGCAUUUAUAAUUUACCUUGUUUCUCGAGGCUUUUCGUCGUUUGAUACUCCCUAAAGCGGCAUAUCGAAUCAAAAAAGUCGAUCUUAGACACCCUUG
Molecule: messenger RNA, 1545 nt
Organism: Gossypium raimondii (Peruvian cotton)
Lineage: Eukaryota; Viridiplantae; Streptophyta; Magnoliopsida; Malvales; Malvaceae
Product: metal transporter Nramp3
Biological process (GO): metal ion transport; defense response to bacterium; positive regulation of reactive oxygen species metabolic process
Cellular component (GO): vacuolar membrane
Molecular function (GO): cadmium ion transmembrane transporter activity; manganese ion transmembrane transporter activity
Source: RefSeq, a predicted model, not a curated record